This is a messenger RNA of Amoebophrya sp. A120, 3273 nucleotides long. Lineage: Eukaryota; Dinophyceae; Syndiniales; Amoebophryaceae. The record is from the annotation of a GenBank genome assembly.
AGACAGUUCUACUUCAGGAGGAAAAAUAACUCGGGCGUCCGCGUCGUCGUCUCCACCGUACUAUCGUGGUAAAAAUGAUAUUGUUCACCGCGCCGUCAACUCGUCUGACGUAGUAGAAGAUUUCAGCAACAAUUUCCAUUUUAUGCGACAGUGGUGCACGGCCGCCAGCUCCUGCCUGGACUCCUUCGCCACACGAGAGCUUGCGCACGGUGGAUUCGCGUUCGCGAGGGUUUUGCAAACGACCAUCGAUGAGAAGCAACAGCGACGGAAAAAAACGCUGCUUUUCCAGGUGGAUCUGGACCAGCAUUCCCGGAAAUUUGCAAAAAAGUGGUGCUCGGAGCUGCUGUUGCGAUGCAGAUCGGAUAAUUGGAUGACGACGACAGCGUCAGAUACUAGUAGUUCUAGUUGCACUUCUGUCUCGCAUAUGAACCAUUCCGACCUGAACUCCCAAGCGGUCGCUGUGAGCUUGCAGACUUUGGGUCUGUUUGCCAGCUAUCAGGUCUUCGUUCCGCAAUCCGAAAGUAGUAGUACACGACCAGGGGGUAGUACUCGCACUGACUCGCACGACGUCGGCGAUGAGCAGAAUCUUCGCGUCGCCCCUAGCACAUCCGCAGCGGUGAAGGAGCUCUCUUUGCUCCUGGCUGAGAAAUUUUUCCUCGCCAAUUCCGAUACCAAGGAAGACCCGCUUGGCCCGACGCAUUUCAUCGGCGCUCUGCACGCGCUGAGCCGGCUGUCUUUCGCGGAGUUUCUGUCGCCGGAAAAGAGCGGCGAAUUCGCGUUAAGGUGGAUUGCUGCGUACUUGGGCCGGGAGAGCGAGAAGUUCUCUUUGCAAAAUUUGUCGAACGCGGGAUAUGGGAUAGGGAGAUUGCUGUCGACGAGCAGGUUUGGAGGAAUACCAUCACAUGAUGUGCAAGAAACACGACGAUCUGGAUCAUCAGCGACAAGUGGCAAAAAUCUACUGAGUGUCGCAAAUCACCCGCUUCAGCAGCAGCCGAUCCUGCAGCCCGAGUUCCUGAUUCGUGAGUUUCUAGCCAAGUGGCAAAGAGAGGUGGCAGAGAAGAAUCUGAACCCGCUAAACAUCCGGGACCUGACCAACAUGAUGGCAGGUGUUGGGAAGUGCGCGGAGAUUCUGCACACGUUCACCUCGAUGGGAGCAAACAAGGAGGGCGGCUGUCCUAGUGGCGCGGCGUCCGAUGAUUGCCCUCUCGAGGGCGUUGAGGAUAUUUUGGAGGACGACCACGCACCUGCGCAAAUGAAAGAAGUCGAUGCGCGUGAGUCACAGCAGUCCUGUUCACGACUGCUGCGCAAGACGAUGAAGCUGUCCGGCCGUGGAGUGCUACGCCCACCGACGACGACAAAGCCGAAGCCGCUGCUCGACCCAGACUUCCUAAAAAACUGGCGAACAACCGCUACGGAGAAAAUAUCUAGUUUCACCCCGCAAGCCCUGGCGCACAGUCUCAGCGGGUUGGCGAGCAGUGUGUGCGAGGACGUUUCUUCUACAGAAGAUGAUUAUGACGGAGCUAAAGCUACUACUUCUGGAGGUACUAGAAGUUGUUCUGCGAUUGGUGAAGAAGCUGCUGGUGUACUAUCAUCGUCAUCAUCGUCAUCAUCGCCCAACAACAAGGACAUUGUUGCAGAAAUCCAAACUUACCUUUCCGAUUGGCACUCGCAGCUUUUGAAAACCAAACAUACCUUCAACGACCAAGCGGUAAAUGUGAGCCUCGUAGCAAUACUGAAAUUCCUGCAAGGAGCUUCAUCUACAACGCAUCAACAGUCUUCUGAUGUCGAUAUUCAUCCUCCACCACCCUCUCAGGUGUUGCAUGAAGCGGUUUGGACUCACGCGUACCGGCCUUUGGAAGCGGUGGUCACGGAGAAGCUGACAUCGCAAGAUCCGAAAGUGCUGACCGACCGCGGGCUGCUGCAGAUUCUGCACAACGUCAGCAAAGUUCAGGAGCGGAGGACGCAGCUUGGGCUCUUGGCGAAAUGUUCUAGUGCCGAUGCAUUGCCAUUUUUCGAGGCCUGGGAGGGCUGCGCCGCGGCGUACAUCGGACGCAAGACAUCAGAUACAGACAGUGCGCACUCAAGUUGUGGAAGAAAUUCGCGGAGCCGGAGCAGCGGCAUGUCGCCCGAAUGGCUGGGGUCCGUGAUGCGUCCGUAUGUCCGACUGCUAGACCAGAUUCCGCCGGAGGAAUUGCGGGUUUCGUCAAGAAAAGUGUUCCACAACGGACCUUUUCUCCCCGCCUGGAGUCACGCGUGGAAGCAGACGCAAAACACAGAAAAUAUUAAACCAGCAUCUACUUCCAGUGCCAGGUAUAGAAGUAGUACAACGGCAAAUGCACUAUCCCCCCGUGCUAUGCUCUGCGCAGUGUGGAGCGUCGCGCGGCUGCUUGGGCAUCCGAGCUUGAUACAGCGGGUGCAAUCGGUGUCGGACUUCGUUUCGGAGCUGUAUGGGGAGGAGAUGAAAAACGAAGCCUCUAGCUCUACCGCAGCGGCUGCGGACUCGGAGAUGAACUACCACGACCUGUGUGAAUCGAACACACGACGAUCAUCCCCGGAACUACAAGCGCGCGCGGACAACCCGCAGUCGUCGCGAGAAGAUCACCAUGAUGAGCUCUCGUCCACUUCACAACAAGCUCACGACCACCUCCCUGCGGCUCCGGCUCCCGCACAGCACGACAACUCUGCCAUCCCUGCCUUUUGGUCUGCCGACGAUCUCGUCGCCGACUUUUUGCCCGCGUGGGUCUCGUUUCUGGAGGAGUACAGAAAACAGCAGAAAACGAUCCCGACAAAGUACCUCGUGGCGCUGCUUUUUUCCUUAAAAAGACUUGCGGUUUUUCAAACGAAUAAAGCACGGAGGACUAGUUUGUUUUUUGCCACAGGAGAACGUCGAAUAGAAAAACAGUUUCCAUCACCUCUCACCUCCGAAGCCUUCCUCCAAUCGAACCUCCUCAACCUCGUCCGUUUUUCCCAGCUACGAAGCGGCAAUCUCGCCGUGCUGGUCCAAAGCGUGGCCGAGCUGGAGUGCUCGUUGGGGGGGAACGCCGCGUUUUGGUCCAGGGUGAUCGAGCGGGCCUUGCAGCUGAAGUUUAAUUCCUUAGAGAUCGGAACGGUGGUUUUGGCCUUUGCACGCACGCUCGACCGCUGCGAGUGUGACUUCGGUUCUUGACGAAAUAAUAGAAGCUGCGGGUGGACCACGACGACCACGCUCUUGUUCAUCUGGUUUCUACGGCCGCUCCGGCCGGUUGAUGUAGCAGGCAGCAGCGAAGAUGAUGG